AAUUCGAAGUCGCUUUCGCAUUUGGUCACACUUAUCCCAAAUUUCUCGUGGGUCGCGGCUGUUUUGAGGUGUUAUUGUUUAUAAUUAUUUAUUUGUUGCUAAAAUGGAUUUCAAUACUUUGCUGCAACGGGCAGAGAACUUGACAAAGAAGGUCGAGGCGGAGUGCGAACUUCCCCGGGUGGAACGGACUCUGCAACAGGUUCUGCAGGCCACCACAGAGCUUCAUUCCCGCGUCACCCAAACCGGCGGCAGCGGAAAAGACAUCCAAGCGCACAUACUGCUGGGAUCCAAAGGCGUGGACUUGCCAAAGCUAAACCAGAAACUAGAAGCACUCAGUACUCGAAAAACGUUUGAGCCCCUGGAUAUAAUUAAAGCUGAUACGGAUGUAUGUACGUUUCUCAAAAGUGAGCGCGAAAAUGCUAUACUCUCGGUGAUUGAGGACACAAAUAAGAAUAUCAGCGAUACGGUUAGCAAACAGAAAUGGUCGCACCUAAAUAGCUCCUGGAAUGAGGAGAAGACGCGUCUGCUGGAUGCUCUCAUAGCUCCUUCGCAGAACUUUAUCGACCUGCAGCGUCUGCCUGAACACACAUCCCUCCAUGCCUUCUGCCAGCCGCGCAGUAGCCUUGACAACUUGGAGCUUUCCUACGCCCAGGAGCUGCGUCAGUACAACGAACUGCUGCUAAAAGGCAAUCAGCGUCCAAAUCUUGUCCAGAAAUUCGCUCAGCUAUCUAGCAGCUUUGUGGAUUCUCGUCUGACAGACAUGUGGACUCUAUUGGCCUGCGUCACUCAAAUAGACGAGCCGCAGUGCAGCGAUCCCAUCAAAACUCGCCAAGAACGACCGGAAUUUAUACUUCAUGCGAAGUCUUACCUCGAAAGGCGAUACAAGACGUACAUUGCCUCUUUAGUGGGGGAGUCAUAUGGCAAACACAGCUAUCAACUGGUAUUGGCAUAUGUGAGCCACCGGUUCAGCGCACAGCAAACCAUCGGACUGGUAGAUACGGUUGGCGGAAGACCUUUGUGGCCCUUGGUGUAUUAUGGACUCCGCUGCGGCGCUGCUGAUGCGGCAGUGAACUUCCUCCGCGAAGCUGGACCCAGUCACGAGGAAUUUGCGCAGCUUAUUUCUGAUAGAAAUGCCGGAGAGAUUAAUAAUAGGAUCGAGAGUCAGCUGCGGUUGCAAUAUGCGAAUAAGAUACGCAACUCCACGGAUGCCUACAAAAAGGCAGUUUAUUGCAUCUUGCUAGGCUGCGAUGUCAAUGAAGUUCACGGGGAGGUGGCCAAGACCAUUGAUGACUUUUUGUGGAUCAAGCUGGCCAUGCUUAAGCCCGAAGAUUCGACUGGCUACGGAAAGCUUCAAUCACUCAUUCUGGAAAAGUAUGGCGAGAAGUACUUUAAUGCCGCCCAGCAGUGGCACUUAUACUUUUCCACGCUGGCCCUUACGGGACAGUUUGAGGCAGCCAUUGAGUUUUUGGCCCGCAGGGACAACACCUGUGUCCAUGCCGUUCACAUGGCUAUUGCUUUACACGAAUUGGGUUUGCUGGGCGGAGCACGCAGCGUUUCACAACCUCUGCUUUCCAUCGAUAUCGCUGACCCAACACCACUCAGGCGCUUUAAUCUGGCCCGGCUAAUUCGCCAGUAUACGCAGCGGUUCGAAAGAUCAGACACCAUCGAAGCACUUCAUUACUACUUCACACUGCGAUGUCUCAGAGAUUCCAAAGGGAGAAACAUGUUUGUCACCUGCAUUUGCGACUUAUUGGUGGAAAGUGGUGUCCUAGACACUAGCAUAUUCGAUAUGAUAUUUGGAAGGCGGCAGACUGAGGAUGAAGACGAUUUUAGAGGUGGGAUCUUCCGACAGUUCGAUUGCCCGGAGUUCAACACCUGCACAGUGGCCGUCCUGGUGGCAGAGGAGCUGGCUUCGCGUGGAAACUUUGAGAUGGCUGUACGUCUUUACGAAUUGGGAGGAAAGUAUACGUUGGCCAUAAAACACAUGUCCAUACUCCUGGCCCAAGUGGUGCAGCUGCCUGCCUUUGACGGGUCGCAGCGGGUGCGCCUUGGUCAGGAGGCGCACAGAUUCAGCAAGCUCCUGGCCAGCGGAAAAAUUGAAGUGGACGCCAAAAUGAAGGCUAGCUUUUUGCUGCUGCUGGAUUUGCUUGUCUUCUUCAAUCUUUACGACGAGGAGAAAUACACAGCGGCACUGGAGCAGUUGCAGCGCACCCAGUUGCUGCCAAACACCACUGAUGAGGUAUCAGUGUGCAUGGCCAAUGUGAAACGACUCAACGGCGAAGUGAUUAAGAUUCUUCCCGACGUGAUGGUGGCUGCCAUGGAAAUCACCGAGAGCCAGUACAAGCAGUUGGUGGCCACGUCGCACGAUCAGUCCCAAAUGCAGCAACUAAGGCAAAGGGCAAAAGCUAUAUCCAACAUGGCCGCGUCAAUGCCGUACCGACUUCCAUACGACACAAAUCGGCGUCUCGUCCAGCUGGAACUGAUUAUGCACUAGAAUAAAGGUAUUCUAAGCUUA
This is a messenger RNA of Drosophila ananassae, 2515 nucleotides long. It is a transcript of the gene Nup93-2, whose product is annotated as nuclear pore complex protein Nup93-1. The transcript is spliced from 4 exons. The coding region runs from base 104 to 2494 and encodes 796 amino acids. Gene Ontology annotation, molecular function: structural constituent of nuclear pore. Lineage: Eukaryota; Metazoa; Arthropoda; Insecta; Diptera; Drosophilidae. The record is from RefSeq and is a predicted model, not a curated record. Gene Ontology annotation, biological process: poly(A)+ mRNA export from nucleus; protein import into nucleus. Gene Ontology annotation, cellular component: nuclear pore.